Messenger RNA from Orycteropus afer afer, 7536 nucleotides. RefSeq names its product centrosomal protein 250 (gene CEP250). The record is from RefSeq and is a predicted model, not a curated record. Lineage: Eukaryota; Metazoa; Chordata; Mammalia; Tubulidentata; Orycteropodidae.
GAAAUCCUGGGAUACAGAGCAGUUUUCCUGGGAGGUUUAUGUCUCUAGCUGGCAAAGAGGGAUUGAGCUCCAUUUAAUUCAGCAGAGCCAGCAUUUCACAGAGCCAUGCUCAAAAGGCUGUCGAAGUAGCACAGCAAUGUUUAGAGACUGCUGGGAGUGAGCAGCCUCUGGCUGCCUCGGGGCGUGUGGCCUUACUGUCUGGUGCCCAUGGAGACAGGAGGCCCUGGCUUGAACAGCAUGAAGCCCCAGUCACUGCAGUUGGUGCUGGAGGGGCAAGUGCUGGCACUUCAACAGCAGAUGGCAGAGAACCAGGCAGCCUCCUGGCGAAAGCUGAAGAGCUCCCAGGAGGCCCAGCAGAGGCAAGCAACCCUCGUGAGGAAGCUGCAGGCCAAGGUGUUGCAGUACAGGAACUGGUGCCAAGAGCUGGAGAAGCGGCUGGAAGCCACUGGGGGACCAAUCCCUCAGAGGUGGGAAAGUGUGGAGGAACCAAACCUGGAACAGCUGCUAAUCCGAUUGGAGGAUGAGCAACAGAGGUGUGAAAGUCUAGCAGAGGUGAACACUCAGCUUCGGCUGCACGUGGAGAAAGCUGAUGUGGUGAAUAAAGCCCUUCGGGAAGAUGUGGAAAAAUUGACAGUAGACUGGAGCCGAGCCCGGGAUGAACUAAUGAGGAAGGAGAGCCAGUGGCGGAUGGAGCAGGAGUUCUUCAAGGGCUACCUGAAAGGGGAGCAUAGUCGCCUUCUCGGCCUAUGGAGGGCAGUGGUGACAUUUCGACGCCACUUCCUGGAAAUGAAGUCAGCCACUGACAGAGACCUGACGGAGCUAAAGGCUGAGCACAUGAGGCUUUCAGGGUCCCUGCUGACCUGUUGUCUGCGCCUAACUGUGGGAACACAGUCUUGGGAGUCCGAUGGACCUGGGAAACUGGAAGAGAGUGAGCCGGCCCAGCUGCUGGAGCUCCUAGCCAAGACUCAGGAGCUGGAGAAGGAAGCCCAUGAGAAGAACCAAGAGUUAAUACACCUGAAGAGUCAAAGGGAUCUGGAGAAGGCCGAGCUUCAGGACCGGGUAACCGAGCUCUCUGCUCUGCUGACCCAGUCUCAGAAGCAAAAUGAAGAGUAUGAAAAGAUGGUAAAGGCUCUAAGAGAGACAAUGGAGAUCCUGGAGACAAAUCAUACAGAAUUAAUGGAACAUGAGGCAUCUCUUAGUAGGAAUGCCCAAGAGGAGAAGCUGUCUUUACAGCAGGUGAUCAAGGAUAUAACCCAGGCCAUGGUGGAAGAAAGGGACAAUAUGGCCCAAGGCUGUGGUCAUGAGAGCUCCUUGGAGUUGGACUCCAGUGGCUUCUUCUCCCAGCUUGACCCUCAGGACCCAGACAAGGCUCUUACUCUAGUGCGUUCAGUGCUGACCCGGAGACGCCAGGCCGUGCAGGACCUGAGGCAGCAGCUUUCUGGCUGUCAGGAAGCUAUGAGCUUCUUGCAGCAGCAGCAUGAGCAGUGGGAGGAAGAGGGCGAGGCCUUGCGACAGCGGCUACAGAUGCUCACUGGGGAGCGGGACACCCUGGCAGGGCAAACUGUGGACCUCCAGGGAGAGGUGGACUCUCUCAGCAAGGAGCGAGAGCUCCUGGAGAAGGCCAGGGAAGGGCUGCAGCAGCAACUGGAAGUGCUGGAGCAGGAGGCUUGGCGACUGCGAAGGGCAAACAUGGAGCUUCAGCUGCAGGGGGACUCUGCUCAGGGGGAGAAAGAGGAGCAGCAGGAGGAGCUGCACCUGGCCGUCCGUGAAAAGGAGCGCCUUCAGGAGAUGCUGGCGGGCCUGGAAGUCAAACAGUCGGAAUCCCUCAGUGAACUGAUCACUCUUCGGGAAGCCCUGGAGUCGAGUCGUCUGGAAGGGGAGUUACUGAGGCAAGAGCAAGCAGAAGUGACUGCAGUGCUGGCUAGGGCAGAACAGUCCAUUGCAGAGCUGUCGAGUUCUGAGAACAGCCUGAAGGCAGAGGUAGCUGAUCUUCAGGCUACAGCUGUCAAGCUCAGUGCCUUAAAUGAGGCUUUGGCCUUAGAUAAAGUUGGACUGAACCAGCAGCUUCUCCAGUUAGAACAAGAGAACCAGUCUGCGUGCAGCAGAAUGGAGGCUGCAGAGCAGGCAAGAAAUGCUUUGCAGAUGGACCUGGCAGAGGCGGAGAAAAAAAGGGAAGUCCUGUGGGAACAGAAGAUUCACCUGGAGGCACAGCUGCAGAAAGCAGAGGAGACUGGGGCUGAGCUGCAGGGAGAUCUCAGGGGCAUCCAAGAAGAGAAGGAAGAAAUUCAAGGGAAACUGAGUGAGGCAUGCCACCAGCGGGAGGCAGCCACAGCUCAGCUGGAGCAGCUGCAGCAGGAGGCAAGGCGACAAGAAGAAGUGCUGGCCAGGGCAGUCCAGGAGAAGGAGGCCCUAGUAAGAGAGAAGGCGGCUCUAGAGGUGCGGCUGCAAGCUGUGGAGCGGGACCGGCAGGGCCUCUCUGAGCAACUACUUGCGCUCAGCUCAGCCAAGGAGUUACUGGAGAGCAGUCUUUUUGAGGCUCAACAACAAAAUUCUCUGAUAGAGGUCACCAAAGGGCAGCUGGAGGUCCAGAUUCAAACUGUCACUCAAGCCAAGGACGUGAUCCAAGGGGAAGUGAGGUGCCUGAAGCUGGAACUGGACACUGAACGGAGUCGGGCAGAGCAAGAGCGGGAUGCAGCAGCCAGACAGCUGGCCCGGGCUGAGCAAGAGGGACAGAUUGCCCUGCAGCAGCAGAAGGCAGCCCAUGAGGAGGAGGGACACCGGCUCCAGGAGAAGUGGGAGAAAGAGCGCUCCUGGUACCAGCAGGAGCUGGGUAAGGCUGUGGAAGGCCUAAAGAGGGAAAAAAUGGAGCUGGAAGUGAGGCUGAGGGAGCAGCAGGCAGAAACCGAAGCCAUCCGGGUGCAGAAGGAGGAAGAACGGGCCCAGGCUGAGAGUGCUCUGUGCCAGAUGCAGCUUGAAACAGAGAAGGAGAGAGUGUCUCUCCUGGAGACACUACUGCAGACCCAGAAGGAGCUAGCAGAUGCAAGCCAACAACUGGAACAACUGAGGCAGGACAUGAAGGUUCAGAAGCUAAAGGAGCAGGAGACCAGUGGGAUGCUACAGACCCAGCUCCAGGAGGCCCAACGGGAACUGGAGGAGGCAGCUCAGCGACGCAGAGAUGACCUUGCUGCCUUCCAAGCAGAGGGCAGCACCCUGCUGCAGGAUAAGACGGACCUGCAGAAGCAGGUAGAGGGCUUGAAGUCUCAGCUUGUUGCCAAGGAUGAGUCCUGGAGACUGAUGGAGCAGGAGGUUCAGGAGAAGCUAAGAGAGGCCCAAGAAUACAACAGAAUUCAGAAGGAGCUAGAAAGAGAGAAAGCCAGCCUGACCCAAUCACUGGUGGAAAAGGAACAGAGACUCCUUGUCUUGCAAGAAGCUGACUCUGCUCAACGACAAGAGCUAAGCUCCUUGCGCCAGGACAUGCAGGAGGCCCAGGGAGGGCAGAAAGAGCUCAGUGCCCAGGUGGAAUUACUGAGGCAAGAAGUGAAGGAAAAGGAGGCCGACUUUCUGGCCCAGGAAGCACAACUGCUGGAGGAGCUGGAGGCAUCCCGGGUCACCGAGCAGCAGCUGCGAGCUUCCCUGUGGGCCCAGGAAGCCAAGGGAGCCCAACUCCAGCUGCGACUGCGAAGCAUGGAGAGCCAGCUGGAGGCGCUGGCUGCAGAGCAGCAGCCCGGGCACCACGCCCAGGCGCAGCUGGCCAGCCUCUACUCAGUCCUGCAGCAGACCCUGGGGUCUGUUUGUGAGAGCAGGCCUGAGCUGAGUGGUGGGGGAGACUCUGCUCCCUCUCUCUGGGGCCCUGAGCCAGACCAGAAUGAAGUUAGGAGCGUCUUUAAAAGAGAGCCCCUCUUGACUGCUCUCUCACCAGAGGCAGUGGCAUCUGCCCUCCACAAGCUUCUCCAAGACCUGUGGAAGACUCGACAGGCCCGGGAUGGUCUGAGGGAUCAGGCUCAGAAACUGGAACAGCGUCUAACUGUUACUGAGGCUGAGAAGAACCAAAUCCACGCAGAUUUGCAGGAGCUACAGAGCCAGCUUUCCCAGAACCAGGAAGAGAAAUCCAAGUGGGAAGGAAAACAGAACGCCCUCGAAUCUGAGCUGAUGGAACUGCAUGAAACUGUGGCAUCCUUACAAAGUCGCCUACAACGAGCACAACUACAGGGAAUAGAAGCUCAGAAUGAGCGAGAGCUCCUUCAGGCAGCCAAGGAGAACCUGACGGCCCAGGUGGAACACCUGCAGGCAUCUAUCACAGAAGCCAGGGCUCAGGCAAGUGCUGCUGGGGUCCUGGAAGAAGACCUGAGAACUGCCCGCUCAGCACUGAAACUGAAAAAUGAAGAGGUAGAGAGUGAGCGGGAGAGAGCCCAGGCUCUGCAAGAGCAGGGUGAGCUGAAGGUGGCCCAAGGGAAGGCUUUGCAAGAGAAUCUGGCUGUCCUGGCCCAGGCCCUAUCUGAAAGAGAAGAGGAGGUGAAGGCUUUACGGGGGAAAAUCCAGGAGUUGGAGACGCAACGGGAAAUGCAGAAGGCUGCUCUGGAAGUGCUGUCUCUGGAUCUAAAGACGAGGAACCAAGAGGUGGAUCUGCAGCAAGAACAGAUUCAGGAGCUAGAGAGAUGCAGGUCCGUUUUAGAGCAUCUGCCCAUGGCCGUCCAAGAGCGAGAGCAGAAGCUGUCUGUGCAGAGGGAGCAGAUCAAAGAGCUCGAGAAAGACCGGGAGACUCAGCGCAACAUCUUGGAGCAUCAGCUUCUAGAACUUGAGAAGAAGGCCCAAGUGAUUGAGUCCCAGAGAGGCCAGAUACAGGAUCUGAAAAAACAGUUGGUUACUCUGGAGUGCCUGGCCCUGGAACUGGAAGAAAACCAUCACAAAAUGGAAUGCCAGCAAAAGGCAAUUGAGGAGCUAGAGGGCCAGGGGGAAAUGCAGAGGGUGACUCUGACUCACAUGACCUUGGACCUGGAGGAACGGGGUCAAGAGCUGCAGGCCCAAAGCAGCCAGAUCCGUGAACUGGAGAGCCACAGCACCCUUCUGGCAGGGGAGCUCCAGGAGAGGGACCAGGAGGUGAAGUGCCAGCAGGAACAGAUCGAGGUGCUGCAAAGCCAGAAGGAGCGUCUGACCCAGGAUCUCGAGAAGAAGGACCAGGAGCUGAGGCUCCAGAAGGAAAGGAUUCAGGUCCUGGAAGAUCAGAGGACGCUGCAGACCAAGAUCCUGGAGGAGGACCUGGAACAGAUCAAGCUGUCCUUGAGGGAGCGAGACCGGGAGCUGGCCUCUCCGAAGCCGCACAUGCAGGAGCGGGCAGAGGAGGGGAAGGGCCAGAGAAAGGCGCAGCGCGGGAGCCUAGAACACAUGAAGCUGAUUCUGCGCGAUAAGGAGAAGGAGGUGGAGUGUCAGCAGGAGCAUAUCCAGGAACUUCAGGAGCACGAGGACCAGCUGGGGCAGCAGCUCCGGGCCUUACACAGGAAGAUGAGUGAGGCCAGCCUGCUCCUGACACAGCGAGAGCAAGAGAUGGUGGUCCUGCAGCGGCACCUGCAGGAAGCCAGGGACCAAGGGGAGCUGAAGGAGCGCUCACUUCAGGGUCAACUGGAAGAGGCCCAGAGUGCCUUGGUCCAGAGGAAGCAGGAGCUGGAGGCCCUGCAGCAGCAACAGCGGCAGGCUCAGGGGCGGGAGGAGAGUAUGAAGGAACAGGUGAGCACACUCCAGGGAGCUUUGGAGCAGGCCCAUGUGACACUGAAGGAGCACCAGGAAGAGCUUGAAGACCACAAGGAGCAGGUGCGAAGGCUCCAGGAAGAUCUGGCGGUGGAGGGAAAGAGGGUCCAGGCUCUGGAGGAGGUGUUGAGUGACCUGAGGGCUGAGUCUCAGGAGCAGGAGAAAGCCCUGCUGGCCCUCCAGCAACAGUGUGCCGAGCGGGCACAGGAGCAUGAGGUGGAGGCCAGGGCCCUGCAGGACAGUUGGCUGCAGGCAGAGGCAAUGCUCAAGGAACGGGACCAGGAGCUGGAGGCCCUGCGGGCAGAUAGCCAGUCCUGCCAGCAUCGGGAGGAGGCUGCUCGGGACCAGGUAGAGGCUCUCCAGGAGGCCCUACACAAGGCGCGGGCAGCCCUGCAAGAGAAAGAGCAGCGUCUCCUUGGGCAGGCAGAGUUGAAUUGCAGCCUGGAGGCCAGCACUACCACUCUGCAGGCUGCCCUGGACUCCUGCCGGGCACAAACCCAGCAGCUGGAGGAGGCCCUCAGCAUGCAGGAAGGUGCGAUCCAGGACCAGAAUUUCCAGCACCAGGAGGCCUUGCAGCAGCUCCAACAGGCACUUGCCCAGAAAGAUGAAGAGCUGAGACAUCAGAAGGAACAGGGGCAGCUGCUGGAAAAGUUUCUGGCCCAGAGGGACCAAGAAGAUGUGAUCCAAGGGAGGCAGGGGAAAGAAGAGGAAGAGAUGAGAGACCUUCGUGAGAAUCUAAGGGAGCUCCAGCUGACUCUAGCCCAAAAGGAAGAGGAGAUCUUGAUGCUGAGAGAAACUCAGCAAAAGAGGAACCUGGAGGACUCACCUCAAAGCCACCAAGCCUCCCCAGGGGAGGCACCCUCUCCAACAUACGAUUCUUUAGGCCCCAGGAUGCAGCAGGAGCUGGAGCGACUACAGGGAGCCCUGAGGCAGACAGAGGCCAGGGAGAUUGAGUGGAGAGAGAAGGCCCAGGACUUAGCAUUGUCCCUGGCCCAGAGCAGGGCCAGCAUCAGCAGUCUGCAAGAGGUGGCCACGUUCCUCCAAGCCUCUAUCCUGGAGCGGGACUCAGAGCAGCAGAAGCUUCAGGAUGAGUUGGACCUCACCAGACAAGCUCUGGAGAAGCAGCAGCUAUUCAGCCCAGGCUCAGCCAGAAGAGCCGAACAGGGGCUCAGAAGGGAGCAGACUGUACAGCCAGGAGUGGUCUCAGGAGUGGAGGCUGAGCCUAGUUCUGGGAUGGAGGAGAAGCAGAGACUGAGGCUUGAGCACCUGCAGCAAGCGGUGGCAUGGUUGGAGGUUGACCGGAGCAGGCUGCAGCGCCACAAUGUCCAGCUGCGGACCACCUUGGAGCAGGUGGAGCGAGAGCGGAGGAAACUGAAGAGGGACUCCAUGCGUGCUUCCCGGGCUGGGGUCCUGGAGAUCAGCGAAGCCACAGCACCACCGCCUACACAGCAGGAUGGAAUAGGACAGAAGGGCUCCUCCGAUGCCAAGCAUAUGGCUGAACUGCAGAAAGAGGUGGCCCUGCUGCGAGCCCAGCUGGCCUUAGAGCGGAAGCAGAAACAGGACUACAUCGCUCGCUCAGUGCAGACCAGCCGAGAGCUAGCAGGCCUGCACCACAACCUCUCCCACUCACUCCUCGCUGUGGCCCAGGCCCCUGAGGCCACUGUCCUGGAGGCUGAGACCCGCAAGCUGGAUGAGUCCCUGACCCAAAGCCUGACAUCCCCAGGGCCAAUCCUACUACACCCCAGCCCCAGCCCCAGCCCCAGCCCUAGUGCUGCCCAAGCCACCUCCAGAUAG